CCAGCCCGGUUUCUGGCAUACGAACCCAAGCCCAGCAACGACCGAAAGGAGAAGCAGGCGAGAGUUAUUGGCUAGGGUUUGGUUGCUUCUCCUCCUUUGCCGUUCGCUGUCCUCUCUUCUCUUGGCGAGUUGGCGGCGAGGGAAGGAAGAUGUCGAAGAAGAACAAUCUCGCCAAGAGGAAGAAGCAGUACGAAUUCGACCUCAAGAGGGAGAAAGAGGCCAAGGAGAAGCAGGCCAAGAAGCUGCAAGCCAAGAAAUCCAAGAUGAAGAUAGAUGGUGGUGAGAACAAAAGAAAGGGUAGUCAGUUCAAGGUUGGCAAGAAAAAGGUGAAGACAAAACUUUCAGCCUUAACGAAAGCCAAAGCUGAACAAGCCAUGGAGGUGGACAAGAAGUGAUUGCAGAGCUUUGCUUCAUAUAAUAUGCAUUGCACAGGCUACAGUGCUGAGUCAGUGCUGAAUUUCUGAAGCGAAAUGACAAAGUUUUAUGCUCAUGGAUGGCAUUUGAUGGGACCAGAUCGAAACCAUGUACCACUUUGCCUUUUUGUU
Panicum virgatum (switchgrass) is the source of this 545-nucleotide messenger RNA. RefSeq lists its product as uncharacterized. Lineage: Eukaryota; Viridiplantae; Streptophyta; Magnoliopsida; Poales; Poaceae. Bases 150 to 395 code for a protein of 81 amino acids. The record is from RefSeq and is a predicted model, not a curated record. The transcript has 3 exons.